Molecule: messenger RNA, 2546 nt
Organism: Syzygium oleosum
Lineage: Eukaryota; Viridiplantae; Streptophyta; Magnoliopsida; Myrtales; Myrtaceae
Product: putative F-box protein At1g23770
Exons: 1
Coding region: 188-1261 (357 amino acids)
Molecular function (GO): protein binding
Source: RefSeq, a predicted model, not a curated record
UCAACACUCUCCUCCUCCCGCCUCUCUCUCAACCGCCACGGACGGAGCUUCAGUCACCGGACUCCACCGGUUCUCUCCGAUCUCUCGGCCUCGCAUCCUUUCCUGGUGAGAUCAUAGCCUCCUCUCGAACCCCAAUUCCUUUACAGGAAGCAUUGGAUCAGGUCUUCUCUCGAGGACACGAGGGGUCAUGGAUUCUGAAGAUUGCCCCGGUUUAGGAGGGCGGCCUGAGGAUGAGGGGGCUGUGGAUUCGGAGAUGACCCAUUUGGUUCCUGAAGAUGGACAGCAAGUCGAAGCUUCGGGAAGCAGCGCCAAGGGUCGAGGUAAUUCUUCUUCUGGAAGUGCUGGCGUUCUCACCGUGGAUGGGCCGGUUGUGAUUCGCACCAAGUUAUCCGAGCCUUACUUUCUUUUCAAGAGGGUCUUGACGGAGAGGAUUUUGAAAGAGGAGUUGGGUAAGAACGGUGGUAAGCUUAUAGUCAUGGCGGUGCACGCGGUUAUGCAGGAAUCCGGUUUCGUUGCGCUUGAUCCGCCAGCGACCGGAAUGCCUGCUGCUGAUCGGUUAUGCAGGAAUCCGGUUUCGUUGCGGUAUAGUCUGCCUGAGCUUGUGGCUAGGAGCCAGGGUCUGAACAUGCCCGAGAGUGUAACUUUGACGUUUCAGAGCCCAGGUCAUUUCAUCACUGUCUACGGAUCUUUGGCUAAUGCCAACUUGGGUUUGCCUAGCGUCUUGGCGGGUUUGCCCAGGGUCUGUUGUUUGGAUAUGCGCAGCUUUGCUCCUGCUGUCGAGUUGAUGCGGAUGUGGGCGAAAGGCGAUGACAAUAAUGAUAUGGAAGCGGAUGAUAAUGGUGGCUUUUGGAGUUCAUAUCCCGUAAAAAGAAUGUUCGAGUUCUGGAGGAUUGUGAAAGAUUACUUGGCAUUGCCGCUGUUACUAGACCUAACCGAAAGUGUUGGUUUGUCGCUCCCGUCUUAUUUCACGUACGUUCCCACGGAACUGAAGCUCAAGAUUUUCGAAUCGCUCUCUGGCAUUGACCUAGCAAGGGUAGGGUGUGUGUGUUCGGAACUUCGGUAUUUGACAUCCAGUAAUGACUUGUGGAAGCAGAAGUACAUGGAUGAGUUUAAAAAGAAGACGACAGAAAGCCAAGGGAUGAUCGAUUGGAAGCAGCGUUUCGCACGGUCGUGGAAGAAGCGAAGAGGGGGAUACUCAGAUAGUCACAGACGCCAUCUUCGGAGGCGAACAAGAAGAGCAGACCGAGAAGCUCAGAGGUGAAAAAGAAGAGAAGACGCUCAGUUGGUCGCAGACGCCUUUGCCAGUGAACUGGCAAGGUUACGAAGGCUUCAUGGUCUCCAGAAUUAUAGUCAAUGAUAAUGGAUCGCUUAUCUGGUCCUGUGUUCCACCUCUCUUCAGACAGCCAUUUCGUGAAGCUCAACUCUUGCCGAAAGAUUUGAAUAGAUCUCGAAGACUGUCGCGCAAUGGCUGCUGAGAUAUUGUGGCACUGGACGUGUAUAUGAAAUGAUUGCUAUAAAGAUAGAAUUGGGUGCUUAGCACUUAGCACGAUGAGGAUGUGUUCUACUGCCAAUUUAGUUUUACAGAAGUCUCGCUUUCCAUGUUACCAAUACCGACUACUCCGUUGUACAUGAAGUUGUGUGUUCUUGACAACUACUUGCUUGUUUCAAUAAAAGUUGAUUAGAGGUUCUCUUGGCAGAAUAAAGUUGAUUAAAGCUUUGCCUUUCCCGGCCAUGAAGUUAAUUAAAGCUGACUUGAUUUCAUUCUUAAGAGGCGCUUGAUUGCAUCGUACGAUUCAUGUCAUAUUAUCGACCUAAUGGAUUAAAAUCGGUAUUACCAUGCGUACAUAGCUUGCGCUUACGGCCGAAAUUUAGACAUCAGAGACCAGUGGUGCUAUCUGGUGGUAUGAUGUUGCACAUUUACGUGAUUAGAUGUAAGUAUAUACAAGAAACAAACUGAGCAGCCUGCUUCAUCCGGGACAUAUAACCAAUUGAACACAGCAAUAUGAGUGGCAAUUACAUCUUUCAAGCAAUUGCAUGAAGAUAACAAGCCAACCGGCAACCAACACAAGAGCAUCGAAGGUUACGUGUAGCAAGUUGCAACAGAGAUCUUCGAUGAAUUGCCUCGAGCGACUGACAUUUUCUGCUUCAAAUUAAUUCGAGGAGCUGUUUGGGAUAUUCUUCCGUCGUCUUCGAGAAGCACAAAUGGAUCAAUGUACUGGGGUGGGAACACUUGCGCUUGGCUGGAACUGUCAAUAUGGGUCGCUAACCCAUAUUUUAACCCAUAUUUAUUUAAGUGGCUCAUAAAUGAUCAGCUCAAAAAGUCCAAAAGAAGUGAGUCUAAAUGGAUAUGUUAUUGAAACCCACUUUCGAUCCACGUGAUGGUGGAUUUCCAUUUUUCUUUGAACUUUUAUUUUGGUGUUGUUCUAUAUUUCGUAUAAACAAAGAGAAGUGAAAAAGGGCUUUGCCUUUAGAACAUGCCAAUUGAGUUUUUGGUCACGGAUGAGAUUGGUAGUACUUGGUUUCAAAGAGCAUGGCAGGUGAACGAG